Messenger RNA from Coregonus clupeaformis (lake whitefish), 1098 nucleotides. Its product is annotated as zinc finger protein 576-like. NCBI's taxonomy places the organism in Eukaryota, Metazoa, Chordata, Actinopteri, Salmoniformes, Salmonidae. The transcript is spliced from 3 exons. The coding region runs from base 664 to 1098 and encodes 144 amino acids. The record is from RefSeq and is a predicted model, not a curated record.
UUCAAGCCAUUUCUUUUUGAUCAUACCCUAUUGAUGUGCCCACUAAUCUCAAAGAAACAGUCUGAUGGACACGGUAUGUGGUAAAGGAGGGACAUUGGAUGGUGACACACUGAUGGUCAGCAUUAAACAAGAGGAAGAAGACGAUAUGGAGCAGAUGUCCAAUGGUCCAUUGUCAUCUGACAUGCUCAUCAAACAGGAGAAAGAAGAGGGCCUAGAACAAGGCAGUACAGCUCCGGACGACCAACCCUCUAAGGAUGAACCAGACACCCUGGAAGAAGCAGAGGAGGUUAAAGACAGAGGAGAGGUCCUGGUCUGCUGUUGAGACUGAGGAUGUCUCGGGGUCAGACUCGAGUUGGCGCUGCAGACUGUGUCAGCGCUGCUUCAGUUCCUCCUGGGAGCUGACGGGACACUGCUGUACCGGCAUCGCGGGGGAGGACGGGGUCGCCAACGGCCACAAGGUCAAACUGGAGUUCCGGUGCCCAGUGUGUGGCGACCGCUUCCUCCGGCCCACUGCCUUCAUCAUGCACAAGCGCAGCCACAUGGGCCAGUCCCAGUACGUCUGUGGGGUCUGUGGACGGACACUCAAGAGCCUGCGCAAGCUGGCCUCCCACAGGCGCUCACACCCCCGCUGCCGCAGGCCUGUGGCUGAACGACAGCAGUGCCAUGACUGACUGCAGCCGGAGCUUCUGCAACCUGACGGCACUCAGAAGCCACCGGGAGAGACAGCACGGAGAGGAGAGGAAUUGGGAGGAUGAGGCGGACAGGGCGGUGAGAGAGGGAGAGGAGGGAAGCACUGCAGUGAUAUCUAAUGAUUCAACCAGAGUUUCAGCACAGCCUCCCCAGUCUCCUCAGUGCUUCAUGACCUUUCGGGAUGCAGAGACAGAAGAGAGGCAUUUACGCUUCAAGCACCCAGUGGAGUAUGAGAGACAUCUCCAAGGUCGCACAGUGUUUGCCUGCUGUGUCUGCGACCUUACGUUCCCGUCCUCCCGCCUGCUCUCAGCUCACCAACGCACCCACAGCAAGUGGAGUCUGCCCCCCACUGGCCUAGAAGUCUCUUUGCAAGAAAGCACAGGCAGAGGAGAGGCAGAGGGUAUAUAG